GUGUUUUUGUCAGCUCGUCGAUACGCACGGUUGCACGCGCGCCCGCGCUCGUGUGGGUAGCACACAACCAAGUAUUUGGAGCGACCUUCCUAUCCAAAGUAGCUUCUCCGGAGGGUUCGUAGUCGGGUGAGGGUAGCCUGUGCCGGAAUGGCAGCGGAGAGCAUCGAGUCAGUUGGUGUAGAGACCUCACCAAGUGCACCCGCUUGCGUGUCUAAUGUCAGCCCGUCCCGACCUGUCAAUCCGCUCGACGUGUCGUCGGUAUACACGCGUUAUCCGAUAUUUUAUCCAUUUGCACUUCGACACGGGAGAUGUUAAAAUGUCGCGGCGAGACGCCGUGAGGCAAAUCGGCUCGUGAUACGACCGGACUGUUUGGCGAAAGUCUGGAGAACGCGACACCGCGCCGCACGCGCCGUGUCCUGUGCGGCGUUAUUUGUUCGCACGGGAUAAACAAAGCGACGGGAUUCGAUAUUUCACCGGGCCAAGUGUCUCCCAGCUGGUUCUCCUCAAAUGACGAACUUCGCGAUCGCUGACCGCCGUUGGAGCUGCCAGUCUUGACAAAGUUUGCUAGUUCCCUUCCUGGAUUUAUGUCUUUCCCACCUGCAAUGAUGUCGUACGAUUAUCCUCAUCCGGUCUCGAGAACGUACCAAUACAAGAAGAUAACAAAGCCGCUUUUGGAGAGGAAGAGGCGAGCGCGGAUAAACCGUUGUCUCGACGAACUCAAGGAUCUCAUGGUGGACGCGCUGGAGACCGAGGGCGAGAACAUCAGCAAGCUGGAGAAGGCGGAUAUCCUCGAGCUGACGGUGCGUCAUCUGCAGAAGCUGCAGGCCUCGCGGCCGUCCGGAUUAUCGGCGACGAUCGCGAGCGGCGACGAAAUUUCCGCGGAGACCCGCUGGCAAUCCGGCUUCGGGCAUUGCGCGGCGGAAGCCUGCAGAUUUCUCUCGUCGCUUCCAGGUGAAGCCGCGGAGGGGCUGGCGAGACACCUCGCAGCUGGCCUCCAAACGGGCCGGCAGACAAAUUCACCGCCGAAAGCCAACCUGUUAUCGCCUACCCUGGCCAAUCUGGAUCGCAUCGCCAACAUCGUGGCACCUUGUCCCGUCGGCACCUCUGGCAAAAUUGACUCGGCGAUCCUCUCCGCGAACACGUCGCCGAUAAGAUCCACGCCUCACGCCGAUAAAACCGUUGGCGGAGUCGCGCCGACGACGACGGUCUCCUCCACGCCGCGAUGCCGAGCCUCGAUGUCGCUCGUUAAUGGCGAUGAGAAAUUAACAGUGAAUUGCAGUGCCAAACCGAGGAGCCUGAGGGAUCAGCGAUCGCCGACGACGACAGCGACAACGGCGCCGAGGAACAAAACGAAUGAUCCGCAUGACAUUAACGCCGAUGACGAUGAAGAAAUCGACGUCGAGCGCGUGGACGAUCGCUAUCCGAUGUGGAGACCGUGGUAGCGCGCCAAGAUAUUUUGUAAUAAAAGAUCGAUGAUAAGCGUUCCUUAUACAGACUCGUCUGAGAGCUUAUCGUCAUUUAUUUUAUCUACAUGUGCUUUGACAUACAAAAAUGUGAAAGAGGCCGCCUGUAUGUUCCGACGAGAAGUAAAGAGCAUGGGACGCGAAAUUUAUUUUUCGGUUACUUACAGAUUUAUUUCGUUUGAAAGACUUAAUUAGAACGGACGGCAAAUCUCUGAAGAUAUAGUAUUAUGGGUAAAAUGUUGUUUAACAGACUGCUGCGAAAUUUCGAGAGAUGAAAAACGGGGGAAAAUUGUUGGAAACACAUACGUAUACGUACGUCAGAGAACGGUAGGAUUUUUAUUCAAGAUUAAGUUUAAAAGAUUUUGUUCCAGAUAAUUCUUUUAAAUUUAAUUUCUUUAAGUUACUUUUUUAUUUUUAAG
Molecule: messenger RNA, 1882 nt
Organism: Vollenhovia emeryi
Lineage: Eukaryota; Metazoa; Arthropoda; Insecta; Hymenoptera; Formicidae
Product: enhancer of split mgamma protein-like
Exons: 5
Coding region: 585-1442 (285 amino acids)
Biological process (GO): anterior/posterior pattern specification; regulation of transcription by RNA polymerase II; regulation of neurogenesis
Cellular component (GO): nucleus
Molecular function (GO): protein dimerization activity; DNA-binding transcription factor activity, RNA polymerase II-specific; RNA polymerase II cis-regulatory region sequence-specific DNA binding
Source: RefSeq, a predicted model, not a curated record